AUGUUUAAGAUCCUCCUCCUCUCAGCUGUGAUCGCUACAGCCGCCGCGCGGCCACAACACGAUCACGACCAACACCACGGCCACGGUCACGCUAUCUCCUCACAGAGCAUCGUACUGCACCACACUCACGAGACCCAACACCCUGCACACCACGAGGAGCGCCAUGAAGAGCACCACGAGGAACAAGGCAACAAACACGAACAGAGUCACCAAGAUGAACACCAUUACGCGCAGUACUAUCAUGAUGACCAUCACUACGAGCAGUACCACCAUGAUGACCACCAUGAGGAACAGAAUCACGGAGAGCAUCACCACGAGGAGCACCACGGCCACGCCUCCUCCUCACAGAGCAUCAAGCAGCACCACGGACAUGGCACUGAGAAGCACGUCGUCUACUAUUCUCAUCCCAAGUACGAGUUUGCCUACAAAGUAGAGGACCCGCACACUGGCGACAAGAAAUCGCAGCACGAGUCUCGCGACGGUGACGUCGUGAAGGGUGUGUACAGUCUACACGAGCCCGACGGUACAAUCAGGAUCGUUGAGUAUCACGCUGACAAGAAGACUGGAUUUAACGCCAAUGUUAAGUUCGUGGGCCACGCCAAGCACAUCGUUCCCGAGCACCACAACCAACACUAA
Spodoptera exigua (beet armyworm) is the source of this 636-nucleotide messenger RNA. The record is from the annotation of a GenBank genome assembly. NCBI's taxonomy places the organism in Eukaryota, Metazoa, Arthropoda, Insecta, Lepidoptera, Noctuidae.